Molecule: messenger RNA, 816 nt
Organism: Cyphomyrmex costatus
Lineage: Eukaryota; Metazoa; Arthropoda; Insecta; Hymenoptera; Formicidae
Product: gastrula zinc finger protein XlCGF7.1
Exons: 1
Coding region: 1-816 (271 amino acids)
Biological process (GO): regulation of gene expression
Cellular component (GO): nucleus
Source: RefSeq, a predicted model, not a curated record
AUGACCUCUUCAUCCACCAGUACGUCACUAUCGUUGAUUAACGAUGACAACAAUAACGUGGAGGUCAUGAAUCUAUCAACAAAGGAUAAUCCUUCCAAUCGUAUUGACGACGUCACGACGGAUACCUCCGCCGAGCCAGAGGACAAAUUGAAAGAUUCCUUCUUGUAUAAGAUUAUGACUGAUCCAAACUUUAUAAAGAAUAUACAAAGGAACAAACAGCCAAAGAAAUUUGUUUGCAUCUUUUGUAAGGAGGAAUUCGUGACGUGUGAAGAAUUGACAAAUCAUAUGGAUGCGAAGAAGAACGAAAGCAAUCAGAUCGUCUGCUGCGCCUGCAAAAAAACAUUCGCUGAGAAGAGAUACUUGAAGUACCAUCAGAGAUGUCACUCCGACAGGACUAAGUUCACCUGUGACAUUUGUACCAAGAAGUACACGAGGCUGGACAACUUGACGAGGCACAACGUUCUCCACGUGAACCCCGACAAGUUCUCCUGCACGAUGUGCAACAAGACGUUCACGCGUAAGGAUCUACUCAACAAGCACCGCAAGAGUCAUGAGAAGUGUAAUCUUUACUGUGUGAAAUGCGGCAAGUAUUUCAGAAGUAUUCUCACUUUAGAAAAUCAUCAAAAAAUUCAUCGCGAGGUGUCGAACGUUUCGAAUAUAGUUGUUUACAAGUCUGAGAGUUCAGGUUCUCCUGAGAAUCUAAUCUGCAAAACUGAGAAUUUGGUUUCUGCUGAGAAUAAAGUUUAUGAAGCUCAUGAUUCAACUUUAGGUGAGAGUUUAGUUUGCAAAACCGAUGAUGUAACUCAUAGAACUUAG